This is a messenger RNA of Sinocyclocheilus grahami, 945 nucleotides long. It is a transcript of the gene wdr38, whose product is annotated as WD repeat domain 38. Gene Ontology annotation, molecular function: protein binding. Lineage: Eukaryota; Metazoa; Chordata; Actinopteri; Cypriniformes; Cyprinidae. Bases 91 to 945 code for a protein of 284 amino acids. The record is from RefSeq and is a predicted model, not a curated record. The transcript has 8 exons.
GCCAAACACCCAAACAAAUCUGAGCUGCAACGCUCACCACUGCAGCUAUGCUUCUAUUGACCAUGUGUGAUUCAUUAUUACAUUUCUGAUAUGGCGAUUUCUCAUGAAAAAGGAGACAUGUGGCGCCAUCCCUCAGAAGACUUCAGCGUGUCCAACAUCAGGUACUUUUCCAGACACAAAGGAGAGGUGAACUGCUGCGCAUUCUCACCUGACUGUCAGGUUCUGCUCACGUGCUGUGAUGACGGCAGACUGUACCUGUGGAACGCCACCAGUGCAAAACACCUGGCCACAUUUAGCGGACACUCAGGUCCUGUGAAAUCAUGUGUUUUCUCCUCGGAUGGUCAGCUGUUUGCGAGCGCGUCUCACGACCGUACCGUCAGAAUCUGGAGCCGCUCCGGCACUGAAUGCACACACUUACUGACGGCUCACAGUGGGAGUGUGGAGACGGUGAGCUUCAGUCCGGACGCUCAGUGGCUGGUUUCGGGUGGAUGGGACAACAGAGCACUGAUCUGGAGAGUUCAGAGCGGGGAGAUGGUGGAGGAUCUGCGGGGUCACACUGCAGCUGUCCAGAGCAGUGCCUUCUCAUCAGACUCACAGUGUGUGGCCACGGGCUCCUGGGAUCGGACCGUGAGAGUCUGGAAACUUCUUGAGGAAAAAGAGGCUGUGACAUUACAGGGGCACCUGGGAAACGUGGCCUGUCUCUGUUUCUCUGUUAGUGGGAUGCUGGCCUCAGGCUCAUGGGACGGCACAGUGCGCGUUUGGUUGCCGAUGCAUCACGCGUGUCUGUUUGUGUUGGGAGGUUGUGAGCGUGUUUGGGUCAGGAGUCUGGCUUUCUCCAGAGACGGACUGGUUUUAGCAUCCACCGCUGAAGGCGACAUGGUGAGGAUCUGGGAUGUGACCACUGGAGUCUGUCUGAAGAGGCUGCAGGUGACUGAGAACCUUUGA